CACCUGGUAAACCAAUUCUGACAGCACUUUACGACUAUCAGGCAAGAACAGAAUCAGAGACCUCCUUCCACAAAGGCGACCAUAUGGAACUUAUAGACGACUCACAUCCUGACUGGUGGCUAGUCAAAUUGGCAAAUGGCCAGGAAGGUUAUGUACCAUAUAAUUUUGUUGCCCGGUUGGACACGCUAGAGUCCCAAGACUGGUUUUUUGGCAAGAUUACCAGAAAGGAUGCCGAGAGGCUGCUAAAAGUUCCAUUGUCUCCCUUGGGAGCCUUCCUUGUACGAGAGAGUGAGACAGACCCAGGUUCCUAUGUCUUGUGUGUUCAUGACAUUGACUCCAGUCGAGGCGACUGCGUCAAGCACUACAAGAUCAAGAAGUUGGACAAUGGAGGCUGUUACAUCACGCCAAAGUCCCAGUUCACAACUCAUGCGGAAUUAAUCAGAUACUAUCAGAAUCGAGAGGACGGUUUGUGUAGGAGACUGACAUCUGUUUGCCCGAGGCCAAAACCUGUCAUGCAAGACUUGUCGGUGGAAACCAAAGACCUGUGGGAGAUCCCCAGACACACACUGCAGCUUCAAACUUUGCUAGGAUCUGGCCAGUUUGGUGAAGUUUAUAAAGGUACAUGGAAAGGUACCACGGAUGUUGCAAUAAAGACUCUGAAGCAAGGAUCAAUGAGCGUUGUCCACUUUUUACAGGAAGCACAGAUUAUGAAGAUGCUGCGACAUGAUAAGUUAGUCCGUUUGUAUGCGGUGUGCACGAAGGAGGAGCCAAUAUUUAUUGUCACGGAGCUGAUGGCCAAUGGUAGCCUUUUGGACUAUCUACGCAAUGAUAGACAUAGGCAGAUCACUCUGACCCACUUGAUAGACAUGGCCUCGCAGGUUGCUAGUGGCAUGGCCUAUUUAGAACAGAAAAACUUUAUCCAUCGAGACUUGGCAGCCAGAAAUAUUCUUGUGGGAGAGAACAACAUCGUCAAAGUUGCUGAUUUUGGCUUGGCCAGGAUUUUAGACAAUGAAGAAUAUAAUCCAAAAGUUUCACGAUUCCCAAUUAAAUGGACAGCCCCAGAAGCUGCUCUGCGGCAAAAGUUUUCUGUGAAGUCCGAUGUAUGGUCAUUUGGUAUAUUGUUGUACGAGCUGAUGACCAGAGGCAGGAUACCAUAUCCAGGCAUGGACAACAAGACUGUACUUGACCAGGUGGAGAGAGGCUACAGAAUGGACAAGCCUGCCAAUACGCCAGAUGGGGUUUAUACCAAAAUGCUCGAGUGCUGGUUGGAACGACCUGAGCAGCGGCCGACAUUUGAGCACUUGUUUGUUUAUUUUGACGAUUAUUUCAUUUCGGUAGAGCCAAACUAUAGAGAGGCUGAUUAA
This is a messenger RNA of Candidula unifasciata, 1364 nucleotides long. Lineage: Eukaryota; Metazoa; Mollusca; Gastropoda; Stylommatophora; Geomitridae. The record is from the annotation of a GenBank genome assembly.